Ostrinia nubilalis (European corn borer) is the source of this 2163-nucleotide messenger RNA. Its product is annotated as facilitated trehalose transporter Tret1-like. The record is from RefSeq and is a predicted model, not a curated record. Gene Ontology annotation, molecular function: transmembrane transporter activity. Gene Ontology annotation, cellular component: membrane. NCBI's taxonomy places the organism in Eukaryota, Metazoa, Arthropoda, Insecta, Lepidoptera, Crambidae. The transcript has 9 exons. The coding region runs from base 94 to 1563 and encodes 489 amino acids. Gene Ontology annotation, biological process: transmembrane transport.
AGAGACAUUUUUGAAAGCCAGACACGGUGGUGUCAACAUGCAAGUGAAAAGUGGUAUCAAAAAAGUCUGAAAAAGUAUAAUUAAAUUUUCAAAAUGAGUGGAGUUAUCUAUCAAGUGCUUGCAACUUUAAUUUUGGACUUCAACUGCUUAGUGUAUGGUGCAGCAAAUUCCAUACCAGUUCUCACAAUGAUGUUGUUCACAUCCCAAGACACGAUCUUAGAUCGGCAGAUGACGUCAACAGAAGGGUCUUUGUACAUAAGUUUGGCAAAUAUUGGCGCAAUAAUAGGCACGCCACUGGCAGGGUACCUAGUCGACUAUUUAGGGCGAAAGAGGAGUAUGAUCGUCUGUGUGUUAAUGCCACUGAUAAGCUGGGCGUUGUUCGUCUUCUCCAAUAAAGUUGAAGUGCUCCUAGCAUCAACGUUUAUAGUAGGCAUGGGUGGAGGCAUGUUCGUCAUUAUUUCAGCAUACAUCUGUGAAUUCAGCCAAGACUCAAUCAGAGGCACCUUAGCCUCUGGGACUAUGAUCUUCAUGAUAUUAGGAAUACUUAUUUCGAUUGUCCUUUCGGAGUUCUUGAGCUACAAAACAAUUACCUAUAUUGGGCUGACAGCUUCAACGAUAGGGGUAGCGUUGUUGAGCGUUUUGAAGGAAUCGCCGACAAUGCUGUUGAAGAGAGGACUGGAUGAUGAAGCAGCUAAGGCGAUGGCUUUUUAUAGAAACUCAAAACCAGAUUCUAAGAUAGUUGUACAAGAAAUUGAAAAAGCGAAACAGGCGUUAGCUCCUCAGAUUGAAGAAAAUAUACCUGAAGAAGAAAAGUUGACGGCCGAGUUUGGAAAGAAGCCAGAAGAAAAGCUCUCCAAAUGGCAGUUUUUCAACCGACUUCAAAAAAGGAGGAGGUUCUCAAUUCGACCCAAGAUCCGAUGUACGAAAAACUCAAAAUCCACGCAACGAGGGCUGUUCCUCGUCAUGACAGCGAUGGCUGCUGGCAUUUUCCAGGGGAUGUCAGUAAUCCAGUCGUAUUCCAUACCGCUGUUCAGCGAGGCUGUACCGGCUGAUGUACUGUCUCCAAUCUGGUGCACUGCCAUCUUGACUGGCCUCAAUUUGGUGUCCGCUCUGGUGGCUGGGUAUCUGACUGAUAUUGCUGGAAGAAAACUCCUUAUGAUCUUCGGAUCCAUAAUGGUCGGUUUCUUCGGCCUCCUGCUUGGCACUCAAGUGCAGUUCCACUGGGGUCCUGCUUGGGUCACCCCUGUGAUUAUAUGCCUCUACAGUAUAGCAUACGCUUUCGGCGGUGGAACGAUACCGUAUUUGCUGAUGGGUGAAGUGUUCUUGCCUGAGGUCAGAGGCGUGAUGUCCAUAAUAUGCCUGGAAUGGACAUGGUCCUGCAACUUCAUCGCCAUCUUCAUAUUCAAGCCGCUGGUCGCAGCUAUUGGCUUGGGAUCUGUUUUCUACUUCUUUGCUUUUGUAGCUAUUCUCUCUGCUGUGUUCGCCUACUUCUGCCAGCCUGAGACUAAAGGGCUGUCUGUGAAUGAUAUACAGCUUCUGUUGGUUAAGAAGAAGGUGCGAUGAUCAGUAGAUUAUUAUAGUUUUUAUUACGAUAAAAGUUAGAUUUUAAACUUUCGUGUUCUAUUUCACAUAAAAUAGUAAGACACGGGUCUUAACGCGACGUUUAUUAUUGAGUUACAUUAUGUACUCACGGCUUGACGUUUCGGCUGCCAUGCUGCAGCCGUGAUCACAAGCAGACUGGCGGCUCGCGGCGUCGUCCGUUCGGGCGGGCUUGAAAACGUAUUAACUUCUAAAUAAACGUCGCGUUAAGACCCGUCCGUGUCUUACUACUUACUAUUUUAAUAGAUAAAAGUAAGGUCGAAUUUUCAAUAACUUUUUGUUGAUUACUACAUUCAUAAGUAUAAUGCUGUCUAAGUAUGAUAGGCAUUAAAAACAGCUUGUUGUAAUAUGAGAAAUUGCCAGCAAGGUGGUAAUUACACCAAAGAACAGUUUUUUACUUACUAGAAACAAUGUUUUUAACAUAAGUGGAUCACUUGUAUCAGUUGUAUCAUCAAACGUUUAGGAGAGCCCCAAAACGUAUUAAAGUUAAGAAACAUUAUAAUAUUUUCUAAGUGUUAUUGUGAUAUACUUAGGUUGUAAAUAAAAAUUGUGAUACUUUAUAAA